AUGAUGUUGUCCACCAGCAGCGAGGCCACGUCCAUUGACGCACCACCGAUCAUUUCAAUGUCCACAGACUCGAUCUUAGACGCUUCAAUAUUGCGUGUUUUUGCCGUUAUAUUAUGUACCAAAUGCCAAUAUUUAGAGUUUCCGGGAUGUGACGUACACGGCGCAUUAUACACCGAUCGGCUAACGGACGCAGAUGGGAUCAUGCAACACGCCAAGUGCCCAAGCUGUACUGCAUCCACAAACAAUGCGCGUCCUUUUCGUGACGGAUGUCGCCGCUGUAAGUCACCGACCAAUGUCGUCAUGUGGGUUUGUUCUCUGCAAGAAGUUCAGCUGGCAAUCGAGGCUUUCCCCGAUUCAACAGAGGAGAUCGAACACACAGUUAUUUACUUUGGCAGCGGUCAAUGGCAAACCUCUCAAAGUGUCAAACUUUCAGUUGAGUAUGCCUCAUGUAGACGGCUGUUUGAGGAAAGAAUUUACAAGUGUCCGAGGGCUCCUAGAUUGACAGGAAAACCACAGUAUCGACCCAGACAGCUGAAAUUAGUAACACAGCAAAAUCACCUGCAUCAGGUCGCGUUUCGAUUGCUAAUCAGCGUGAUUGGUAAUUUUGAUGCGAGCUCUCCGGCUGCGAACCAACCAAUUCGACAGGUUUUGACCGUGCUCGAAAAAAUGGAGCCAUUAGGAUUAUUUAUGGAGUGGUCACCACAUCGUCAACUUUCACAGACAAAGGUUUUUCCGAAUGAAGUAAUUGCAAGCUCGUGUUAUGACGAGCAGCAUGUUGCCUCAAGGAUUCUGGAAAAUGGCCCUAGCUUUUGGAGAUCAGGAAGUAAAUCGGACAAUUCAACAUCACAGCAAGAUGAGUGGAUUGUGUGUCAAUUUAGCUCUGCAGUUACGCUGUCGAGUAUUGAGAUAGAAUGGCAAGCAAAUUUUGCACCGAAACGAUUUUCGGUGAGCAUCUCGAGGCAUGGUAUGCCGUACGAAACUGUGGCAAUUGUGAUGGAGCCUUCGACCGUAACUCGAUUGCUUGUACCAAAGGGGGGCGUUGUUACUUCGAUUAAAAUUAUUAUGUUUUCUUCAGAGGUGGCUGGCGAAACGUUUUGCCUUAAAUCAAUCGUAUGUAAGCAAGCGUCAUUUCACUUCAUUCACACCUCUACUGUGGUAGUGCUGCAAAAUAUACAGCAUUGGCUCUUUGACGCAGCUGUAUCUCCUUAUCCGGAUGUCCGAAAUCUUGCUCUAGUUGCUUUACAAAAGCUGCUGCUUGCGUCAGGGUCCCUUUGUGGUCUUUUAAAAUUAGUGAUGUGUCUUCUGCUCAACACGCACAACGCAUGUACGACUCUUACUGCUGAUGUCGACGAGCAGGUUUGGGAUCGCCUUGAUCAGCUGUCUGGGGAUGAAAAAGAAUCAGCUGGAUUAUUUCUAAAACACUUGGCGACUUCGGUUCGGCAUGCUGUAAUUGUAAAUGGCUCUCGUAACGGCGCCGAAGACAACGAUUUUAAAGAUAUAUUGCGCCGAAAAUUAUCCGCUGCUGAAAAUUGUUUUUUCGACGAGGACACCAAUAAUUUUGGUCUAUCGGCUACUUCGAUUACCCUCCUUGUUGGGCGUCCCAAGUUUCUGGAAGCUAUUAAGCGUAGGUCACAGCUGGGAAUGAUCAUUUUGCUUAUGCUCAGCGAAGUGUCGACUUGGCAAAUGAAACAGAUGCAGAGGGCUGAAGAAUUUACUGGUAAAGAAGAGCUUAAACUCAUGCAGUUGGAAGAGCCGUUUUCAAUUGAGAUUUGCUCCGACUUUUUCGCAAUUUCGCACCGACUUAUAGUCAAUAUAUUGUCACGUUGGCUAACACGUAUGGAAAAGCACUUAAGUAAUUCUGAUCUGGACGAGGGUGAAAACAAAGGCAGCGACACAAAUUAUUUUGGUCGUCUUGAUUUAUACAAUGCAUUAGAAUCGUCGUUUAAUCAAUUCCUUACCGAUGCUGGACCGCUAGAAUAUCUAAGUGGUAUCGAUGUAUCACUAAAAGAAAAACUCGCAAGUCACCCCAAGUUCUCACCUGAUGGACUAUGUGUCGCCAUGCUCGAUGUCAUUACGUCGAACCUUCGUCGCUUAGUCCUAUCUAAAGUCGACCCUUUAGAGAUUGGAAUUCAACCAGCUCUAGUUAACAGUAAGGACGAUGUGUUGUCGGUCCCGCUUGACUUCUACCCCAUCGUGCUAUCACUUGAGCAGCUUAUCGCGCUUGGCGCAAAGCGAAGCGAUACUUUUUUUAAUGUGUCAUUGAAAGCCGCUGCAGCAAUGGAAGCUGGAACGGAAGUGUUUUACCCAUCAGCUGAUCAGCGGACGAAAGUUCUGACAUCACGAAUGGGAAUGGGUGCAACGUUAGAAGUACAAGUUCGCUGGCCUGUUCAGGAGCGUGACCAAGAAGACCCGCGCUACGAGAGGUUGAUUUUGAUGCUCCAAAUCGAAUGUAUAAAGUUAAGCAUGCGAAACUCAAUUCGGGGCAAUUGGUGCUUCUUCAUGCACUUACUAGUGGAGAUACCUUCUACUCGAAGUACAGAAGAGUUUUUGACCCAACAUUUCGCGCCGUGUAUUCAACGUGCUGGGUUCUUAUCUUGGCAAGUUGCUGCGGGUGCACAAGAGCUGUCAAUAAAUCUUCAGCGACAUCUCCAUUGGAAUCGCGUAGAAAAAAUGUCUCAAGACUCAGGAGACGGAUGGAUUCGCGUGUACCCUGCCGACGUCGCAACAUACGAUGAAGUAGUCACCGAUGUCGAAGAAUUUCUUGCGAAGCAUAUUAUGAACAAGGCAGAGAUGGCACGACCAUAG
Molecule: messenger RNA, 2805 nt
Organism: Plasmopara halstedii
Lineage: Eukaryota; Oomycota; Peronosporomycetes; Peronosporales; Peronosporaceae
Product: Galactose-binding domain-like
Exons: 10
Coding region: 1-2805 (934 amino acids)
Source: RefSeq, a predicted model, not a curated record